AUGGACCAAUACAAAACUUCCAAGCUUACGAAGAGUGACGUCCUGUCAUUGGGUCCUGAAAGCCUUCAAAACAUCCUCCUUCAGACAGAGAAAGACAUUCCUUCUUAUUUCCUCAGAAACUUGAUGUCUUUGAAUUUGAAUGCGAGGAGGACACAACCUAUCAGAUCUCAGUCCAGUCUGAGUAUAAAUAGUGACAAUAUGGAAACCAACGACAGUACACAGUUCAGGGAAAUCCAUCCCCUGGAUUUCCUAUGUGUCCUCCUGAACUUAUCUGAUAGUUUCUUACAACAGGAAAUAGUGUCCAAAAUGUCCAUGUGCCAGUUUGCCGUGCCACUGCUUCUCCCAGCUUGUGACGGCCACGACUGCACCUUCAUGUUGUGGGCAAUGAGGGACAUUGUGAAAAAAUGGAGAACACGAUCGUUAGACAAUAAAAAUGGAUUCAGAGAGGACAGCGUGGUGAGGAUUUCCAUGCCUGUCUUCUCCUUUGUGAGACUCAACAAUUGCAGCUUGUCUAAGUCAGCCAUCCUAAAUCAAAUUAUCUCCCCACCUCAGAGGCUCUUAGGCUUUUUUAUGCACCAGAACAUGGAAGGUGGCAACAUUUCAAAGAAGCUCUCUAACGGUUUGGUAGAAAUUUCUUGGCAUUUCCCCACAGGUCAGGAAGGCUUGGAUGUUUUUGUAGAGCCCAUCGCUUUUGCAAAUUUACGAGGAGACAUCAUGUCUAAUUAUAAACAAUUUAAGUUCCUAAAUAAUAUAUCAGCAGCAAUUUUCAUAUUUGCAGAUAGUAUUAGUGAGGCCGAAUACAAACUGCUGUCAGGUUUGAAGGACAUCCACGCCAAAUUUUUCUUCGUCGUCUCCCUGGCUUCUGAAACAAAGGGCGCUACAUGGGACUACCUCAAAAAGCUUCAUACUUUUCUAAACUUAGAUGAUAAGCAAAUUUUAGCAAAAACAGCCAAGGUUAAUGAUGCAAGACUCGUUAAAAGCCUACAGUUCAUCAUUUCAGAUUUAGCGCGCACAUUUCCGCACAGUCUGACCCUGGAGCAGAUGGAGGAUAUAGCGGGGAGACUUGGAAUUUGUGUGGAUGAGAACUCUGAGGAAUGCCAAGCAGCAAAAGCUCAAGCUUUGAAAAUUAUUGAAAAUAUAUCAGAUGUGAGUAAAUACAAAAGGGAAAACAUGAAACUGCAGGGAGAUCUGUGGAAACAGCUAUCAGACACGGAGAAGGAACUGUGCCGAAUGACAAAAAAACAUGGUGAGGAUGGAGAACAUUAUAAAACAAAGCUUAACAAGAAAAGAGGCAAAUUGCUGAGGCAGCAGAAUCAGCAUACUCCCCCGCAGGAUAUAGUUGCAUUUAAGGAAAUGCUCACAAAUUCAUCGCCAUCAAAGAAGCACUUUUUCCUCAAGUGGGUGAAGAUUUUCCUUGAUUCGCUUUCACGCCGUAAUCUUUCAGAUUUAGAGACCAAAUACAGGAAUAAACUCAAAAAUGGGUCAGCAAGUUCAGAUGAAAUAAUAACGACAGACAUGAAAAUAUCGGAAAGCUCCCUUGGUGUUGAACACUUCAUACGAGAGCUGGGGCAGUUUUAUCAAGCUGAAUGUCUUAUCGAAAAUGAUCGUGCCAUAAAUACAACCGAGAGAAAUUUUAGCGAUAUCCCAGGAAUGGCAGCUGAUCUACUGCUCGAUGGGUUUCCUCUGGAGCUGAUGGAUGGAGACGCUUCUAACAUUCCACUGCAGUGGAUAAGUGAUAUCUUGUUGGAGCUGGAUAAAAGGACAGGAGGGCAUUGCCGUCUCAGAGUAAUAAGCGUCCUGGGGGUACAGAGUACAGGUAAAUCUACCCUCCUCAACACCAUGUUUGGUUUGCAUUUCCCGGUGGCCAGUGGACGAUGCACACGAGGAGCCUUCAUGACUCUCAUUAGCGUGAAGAAAAACUUCCAGGAGGAGCUGGGAUGUCAGUUCAUUCUGGUGAUUGACACCGAAGGGUUGAAAGCUCCUGAACUGGCUUCUUUGGAGAACACUUACCAGCAUGACAAUGAGUUGGCCACCUUAGUUAUAGGGCUCAGUGACAUUACCAUAGUCAAUGUGUCCAUGGAAAAUACAACAGACAUGCAGGAUAUAUUGCAAAUCGUAGUCCAUGCAUUUCUUAGGAUGAAAACAGUUGGAAAGAGGCCUAGCUGUGUUUUUGUGCAUCAGAACGUCAGUGAUGUGUCUGCCCAUGAAAACAACAGAAGAGACAGAAGGAAACUCAGGGACCUGCUUGACGAAAUGACAAAAAUUGUAGCAAAAGUGGAAAAUAAGCUGGACAUAAAAGGCUUCUCCGAUGUUAUGGAACAUAACAUAGAGAAUAGCAGCUGGUACAUUCCAGGCUUAUGGUGUGGUGUCCCACCAAUGGCUGCAAUAAAUUCUGGAUACAGCAUUGCCACUUAUGAGUUCAAGAUAUAUCUUCUCCAAAUUCUCAAACAGCCAGUGAGGAAAUCCCAGAAAUUUAAUGAUUUGUCAGAGUGGAUUAAAAGUUUAUGGAACUCUGUUAAACACGAAAGCUUCAUCUUCAGUUUCAGAAACAGCUUAGUCGCCAAACUCUACAAUGAGCUCUCUUUAAAAUAUUCCGAACUGCAGUGGAACUUCCGGAAGGCAAUGGACCAAUGGGCUGUUGGAGCUGAGAAUGCAAUUAUGAACCAGACAAUGGAAAAUCUCCAACCUAAUAUGCAUAAAAUAAUCAUUGAAGAAAUGUACCAAGUUCUAGAUAAAGAAGAAAUAUUUAUGUGCAAAUCAUUGGACGUGUUCUUUAAAGAAGAUGCCGAACAUGUUAGACUGAUAGAGAGGUAUAAAGAGGACUUUCAGAGGAGUGUAAGGCAUGUCAAAGGUAACCUUAAAGACAGCUUAUGUAAGAGGCUUGAGGAAGCUAUACGAACUCAAAAAGGGAAAGAAGAGUUAGACAAAAUACAGAAAAAACUCUUCCAAGCCAUCGCCGAUAAAGCCGGUGAGUUUCACAGAAAAGGCAACUCUAACGUUAGAAAGAAAAAACUGAAAUCUAUUUUUAAAAAAAUAUGGGAGGAGACCCUCAAGGAAUCAUUACCAUCUAUGUCGCAGGAACAAAGUAUCAGUCAAACAAUCCUAACUGAACUUAAAAAAGACUUAAGGGACAAAGUGGACGCCGGGGUUUUAAAGUCAAUAAACAGCAAAAAACUCUGCGACUACGCAGGCAAGGUGUUUGAAAUGAAGUCGAAAUACAUUGGCAAGUCCAACAAAAAUCAAACUGAGAUGUCCCAUAGCAUUCUAAAGCAUAAAUACGAUACACUAUACCAAACAUGUAUGCAUUAUGUGGCAGAGAAACUUAAAGCAAACAAGGACUUUCAUGAGAAUUACUGCCGAGACCUUCUUGAUAUAAUCAAUUCUGGUCUCCGCCAGGAUGAUUUCCAAACACUCCAAACGACACCUUGGUUCGAACUGAAGAUAAAACUUCUUAUUUUUGGAAAGCUGACUCCUACGUUUCAGGGAAUGUACGAUGGCUUCUUGCAGAACAAUACCCUCGUGAAUCAACUGGAGAGAAUGAAACCUCAAUACUUUGAACAGUUUAAGGAAAUCUGUCACAAAAAAAAUACGUGUUUCAACCAGAUUCAACUUUUCUGCGAGUCCCGCCUGAAACCAGCAAUAACAGGAUACAUUUAUAACGUUCUUGGUAGAGAAAUGGUGGAUGAUAUUUUGGCUACGGAUGAAAGUAGGAGAUACGGCAGUCAGGCGCUCUUCCAGUUCUCUGUGCUAAAAGAGUUACUGGAAAACAAAAUCUUUAGUGAUUACUACAGUUACAUUAAGGACUAUGAGAAGUUUGUGAAAGGAUGGAUUUUAAAUCACCUUGAAGAUAAGUAUAAAGUCAACAGGGGUUUGGAGGACUUAAUUACAAAAGUUUCCACCUUUAUUAAAAGCAGGGUGUUUGAGGUGCUGAACGAUCCGAGACUUACAAAAAGUCUCGAAGUGUCCAAGUUUUUGUUUACAUUUUGUGACAUCUUGAGGAAAGAUUUGGCGAUCUCCAUGGAUGAUCUCCACGUGAGCAUGCUCCAAGAAAUAUCUUCUGUUGAGGGAUUUCAGAACCAUGUUAAGCACUUUACUGAUAAAUCUGUAGAAGAUUUACAACAAGAGAUCGGUUCGUCAAGUUUCGAGAUUGUACUUCGCAAGCUGACACUAAAACCUCAGGAAGAACUGUUCAUGAAGGUGUUUGGAUGUGGGAAGCAGUGCCCAUUCUGCAAAGCUCCAUGUGAAGCUGAAGGGGCAGUUCACAAUCAGCACUUUGCAUCUGUACACCGACCUCAGGGUUUAAUAGGCUGCAGAAGUGAACAGACCUCCUUCCUCAGUCACUCCAUUUGCUCCACCAGUGUAGUAGAAGGCAAAAUGUUUUCAAAUUCAGAUACUAAGGGCAAGGUUUACCCUUUCAAAAAUUAUCACAUGGUUUACCCCGAUUGGGUUAUUCAACCUGAUCCGUCAAUCAAGGCUUCUGAUUACUGGAAAUUUGUACUUAAAGAGUACAAUGAACAGUUCGCUCAGGAAUACCGGGCACAGCCGGCUGAGUACCCGGAAGAGUGGAACCACAUUACAGCAGAGCAAGCCAUGAAGAGCCUUCAAGAAUCACUGAACAUCACAGUGGCUGUUGCUGAUGACCUCUGA
This is a messenger RNA of Nanorana parkeri, 4647 nucleotides long. Its product is annotated as up-regulator of cell proliferation-like. Bases 1 to 4647 code for a protein of 1548 amino acids. The transcript has a single exon. The record is from RefSeq and is a predicted model, not a curated record. Gene Ontology annotation, molecular function: GTP binding. Lineage: Eukaryota; Metazoa; Chordata; Amphibia; Anura; Dicroglossidae.